AUGCCUACCUCAAACGACACCAACAACCCAAUUGGCUUCGUCACCUCGACCUUGGGAAACGGAGUCUCUGGAGUGGCCAAGACAGCUGGAGGCAUCGUCGGUGCCGCAGGCCGAGGCGUCGGGCAAACAGUUACCGGUGUAACAGGAAGCGCGGGAAAACCGGUCGGAGACGCGCUGGAGGCUGUAGGGAAUGGCGUGGAGGGAGGGGCCAAGAGCGUAGGAGAUGGGGUCGAGGAUGCUGGCAAGGGAAAGAAAGGAUUCUGGGUUAAAAUAACGGAGUGUGACUCAAAGUCUCCGGAAAUGGAAUCGAACACAGGCUACUCUACGGAAUUGUACGAUUUACGAUUUAAAGGGUUUACUAUCUCACAAGUCGAAUCGAUCAUGGUCUCUACGUCCUGA
Messenger RNA from Letharia lupina, 399 nucleotides. RefSeq lists its product as uncharacterized. Lineage: Eukaryota; Fungi; Ascomycota; Lecanoromycetes; Lecanorales; Parmeliaceae. The transcript has 2 exons. The record is from RefSeq and is a predicted model, not a curated record. The coding region runs from base 1 to 399 and encodes 132 amino acids.